Messenger RNA from Caenorhabditis sp. 36 PRJEB53466, 3683 nucleotides. The record is from the annotation of a GenBank genome assembly. Lineage: Eukaryota; Metazoa; Nematoda; Chromadorea; Rhabditida; Rhabditidae.
AUGCCCAACGUAACGGUGUUACCAGUGGUGGAGCCUUCGGACACCAGCUGGAAUUCACCGUACAGUGUCCCAGUACAAGUGAGAUCUUUUCCCUCUUUUCGUAAUAAGGAAGUUGAAUCGAAUCACAAAAGUUACGCAGCGAAUUUCCGUUCAUGUGAGGGUGAUUCCAGGUGGUGGUGUGGCUAGUCAUAAUCGUGUUGAGCUUGGAGACUAUCAUCGGAAAUGCGAUGGUCAUUGUCGCCUACCGGAUUGAGAGGAAUAUCAGUAAACAGGUGCGCGAGACUGGGGAAGGAAAUGAGAAAUGCGGACGAAUGGUUCGUUUUGUAGGUCAGCAACCGCUAUAUUGUCUCGUUGGCCAUUUCCGAUUUGAUCAUUGGCAUAGAAGGAUUUCCGUUCUUCACCGUCUACGUGCUUAACGGUAUGUGAUUCUGAUUCCGAUGAGUCAAUUAUAUUUUGAUCAAUGUUCAGGGGAACGGUGGCCUUUGGGCUGGGUGGCCUGUCAGACGUGGCUUUUCCUAGAUUACACCCUUUGUCUAGUGUCCAUUCUGACAGUACUGCUAAUCACCGCCGACAGAUACCUUUCUGGUAAACUUUUCAUCUAAAACAAUCACUUGGAAAUGACGUUUUCAGUGUGUCACACUGCCAAAUACUUGAAAUGGCAAAGUCCGACAAAAACGCAACUUUUGAUCGUCAUGUCGUGGCUCUUACCCGCAAUUAUAUUCGGUAUUAUGAUAUAUGGAUGGCAGGCGAUGACGGGCCAAUCCACGAGGUACGUUGAAAAGAGAUUUUCAAUCAAAACACACUUUUUUCCAGCAUGUCGGGAACUGAAUGCUCAGCGCCGUUCCUGAGCAAUCCGUAUGUGAACAUGGGAAUGUACGUUGCUUACUACUGGACAACACUUGUAGCCAUGCUCAUUCUAUACAAGGUUUUUUUCCUCAUUUCGCACACUAGAACAUAAUCUGUUAUGUGUGCUUUCAGGGUAUUCACCAAGCUGCCAAAAAUCUCGAAAAGAAAGCUAAAGCGAAAGAGCGAAGACAUAUUGCGCUGAUUCUGAGUCAGCGACUGGGAACUCAGGUGGGAGAAAGAAAACAAUACGUGGGUCAUGUCAGAAAUUAUGUGUUUGUAGGUCGGUGUCUCUCUGAUGCUCCAGUCAAAAGCGGAGAAGGAAAAAGCCGAGGAAGCGCAGAAAGAUAGUGGCUACACCAGCAAUCAGGCAGGGGUAAGUUUUAUGUUUAGAAGACUUCACUUUUUGGUUUCACUUUUCCGAAUUCAUGAUUCUUUCCACCACCUUCCACCAGAUUUCACAUUUUCGACCACAUUUUGCCUUUAACCUUUGCCGCAUGUUAGGUUCUUUCGCCAUAUUUUCCAUUUCAUUCAGGAUGCCAAUAGCCAACGGCGUUUCGGGUUUUCCGAGCCAGAAACAAGCCAGUUUCGAGUUGAUCCCAACUCACAAAACAAACUUAAUGUAGAGGUAAACUCGCAUGUGACUUCCUCCUGUUCGAUUCGAUGGAUUGACUAAUAACGAAUGGCUUUCUUAAUAACCAACACCUUUUCCGAUUCUUUUUCUGCAUGUUUUGUCUUUUUUGCCUCAAAAACAGAUACGCAUAAACUAACUGACUGUAGUACUUGAAGUAUUUUCCGUUGAAGUUUCGGUAUGAGUAAACUCGCCCUUACUAAACCUUUUACAGUUCUCCUCAACACGGCUUUUUGUAUUUAGAACGUACUUCCAUAAGAAUACGAAAAAGUGCUAAUGUAUGCUCAUUUUUUCUGAUUUUAGGGCUCGAUGAACACCGACAAUGAUCAAAACCUCGGAGUCAUUGAAGAAGAAAGAAGUGGAUUUCUCUCGCGAAGGUAAAAAGGAAAAAGCAUAGCGCAUGAAAGAAGGGGGAAGUCUAUGUUUUUGUUGUUUUUGCAGAGAAAGCAACGAGAGUUAUUACCCGGGACCACAUCCGACGGCGGCCAACUCGAGGCGAUGUAGUGAAAUGGAAAGAGUUUCUCUUCUGAGUGACAGUGAUGGUGUGCCGAGUGCCAGGGUGCCAGUGAGAUCCUACGGGAGACUCUCGCUCAGGUAUCUCAACACUUUGAUCUUCAACUUUUCGAUCCUUUGAUUGUAGGUCUCGAUAUAGCGCUUCUGAUAGUAUCACCACGACUCACGAGGAUGAGAAGGAGAUUGAAAAGGCCGAUAGUCUGCGGAAGCUUUUCGCCGACGACGAGCUGAACUCGGUUCUUAAUUUCAAAGAUGAGAAACUCAAAAAUACGGAUUCAAACAACGAUAGUGACACCACGUCUGUGAUAUUGCAAAGGAGUAGGAAAUAUAAAAAAGUGCGCGUUUCAAUUUCGGGAUUUCUCGAAUUUCACGUUAUGUUCAGAACAAGAGACCACGCUCGAGUCGUCGUUCACAACACUCUACUCCAAGGCAGAUUGCUAAAGUGAAGCAGCCGGAGGGGACCACGACGAUUGCCAUUGAGGAGCCGACUCCGGAAGAAGAGCACGCGGAGGCGAUAGAGGUGAAACGGACCGAUCGAUGGGUUGUUUCGAUGAAAAAGAGGAUCGCAAGAGCUUUGAUCCGUAGGCGGAGCACGCGGAGGGAACAAGGAAGUAGUAGCAAUAGCGAGUAAGUUUUACGCAACUUGUUAUCAUUCAUAAGUGGUUCACAUUGUUGCGAAACCAGCCAAACAUCACCACGUAACUUCCUAUUCUUCUUCUUUUUCUACUUCUUCUAAAUAUCAAAAAUCAACUGAUAACUCAUGAUCGCAGCUCGAAUUGAAUCGUUGUGCAUAAAGCCGGUCCGUGAAUCACACACCUUCUAAUGUAAUCACUCAAAACUUCUUCUUCUUCUUCUUCUCUAAAACAAUUUCCUGUUGAGCAUGACCAAUAACAUGUCGUCCCUUUUUCUUUCAGUGAUUCUUCUUCUGACGUCGAAGGCGAUGAAAAGCCUGAAAACGGUAACAACAGUCUCAAAUCACCACAAUUAACCGCGAACAACAAAGAUGAUCGCGGCGAAAGCUCUGCACAGCCUGACCGAGAUCGUCUUGCACCGGCCAACAAAACUGACACUUUCUUGAGCGCCUCAGGGUAGGUUUAGUAGGCCUAAAAAGCAUGUGCAAACAUUCAUUCUCUCGUAGCACACCCAUUUGUUCGAUGAUUUUUCGUAGACUUAUAACCCCCCUCACUUUGGUUGGUAGUAGAGUUUUGGAGUCGUCAUAUUGUAGAGUCUCCAGAAAAAUUUCGACAAUCUCGACGGUCAUCACAAGGGAGAAGGUGAUCUCAUCGAUUUUCGCACCCAUCGCUGUAUUCAACCGUGGAAGGAAACAGACGAAAGCCGAGAAAAGAGCUCAUAAAGCGUUCAGGUUUCAGAUCUUGUGUUGACCGGUCAAAAUCAUCAAGUCAUAUUUCAGAACAAUCACAUUCAUCGUCGGAUUUUUCGCGAUUCUCUGGUCACCCUAUUACAUCAUGGUAAAAAAGACAGAGAGUGAAAUUAUUUUAAAUGUUAUGGACAAUUGCAGGCCACUGUGUAUGGCUUCUGUAAAGGAGAGUGCAUCCCAUCGUUCCUCUACACUCUCUCCUACUACAUGUGCUACUUGAACAGCAGUGGAAAUCCGUUCGCCUACGCACUUGCCAACCGACAAUUCCGUUCAGCGUUCAUGCGAAUGUUCCGCGGAAAUUUUAACAAAGUCGCUUAG